Molecule: messenger RNA, 2343 nt
Organism: Conger conger (European conger)
Lineage: Eukaryota; Metazoa; Chordata; Actinopteri; Anguilliformes; Congridae
Gene: cd83
Product: CD83 molecule
Exons: 5
Coding region: 89-733 (214 amino acids)
Source: RefSeq, a predicted model, not a curated record
UUUCCCCUGCUACGUCAGAGAUUUCACUUUCGUUUAGACGAGAUAUAAAUUCCAGAAGUUUCCCCGACAGUUCAUUAUCUACUUUGCAAUGAUGUUGGCCCUGCAUGUUCUCCUUUUCAUCUGCGUCUCCAGCAGGGUUGCUGUCAGUACGUCGCUAGAAAUACAAUCUUCGUGUGGUGAGGACUCGGUUCUGAAAUGUGCAGCUACUCCAAAACCAGGAGUCCAGUACAGGGAUGUGAGGUGGCAUAGGGUCAGCACUGAGCUGCCAUACGAGGCCGUCGGUAUGCUGACAAAACAACUGAAGAACAACAGCACAGUUCAAAAAUUCCGUGGCUUUGAGCGUACAGCGCAACUGUUCUCAGACUCACUGGACCUCCUCCUCCCCAACGUGACUUCUCAAGACAGUGGGAAAUACCUUUGCUUUCUUGCUGCACCUGUUGGAGAGCAAAAUAUAGAGGGACUUGUUUUCCUCAAAGUUUCUGGUUGUCCCAUAGAAUCAGCACAAAAGGAUGUAUUGUUUGAAGUGAUUGUCUGCGUGUCGCUGGUAUUGGCACUCUCGAUGUGUUACAUAUGCUGGGCCUGUUUGAAGAAUAUAUCAAUUCUGAAAAGUAAAAAGAAGGGCUCAGCACAUCAGACCUUGAAGGCUCCUUUUCAGAAGAAAAACCUAAAGCUGAUCUACACUCCUGGCUUGGAUUCUCUGGGGCCCUCGUCCUAUCACCAUGUGUGUGUGUGACCCUUCAGACCCCACCAUGGAGAGGUGAGAACUGCCCAAAUGAAGAGGGCAAGAGAAAGGACAACGCGUAUGGAAAAUAAGCUCCAGCUACUGCCCGUCGCCUUUGCGUUCAGGGACAGGCUACUUCAUGGUCCAAAUUCCCACAUGGACUAUAUGUGUUUAUUUCAACACUAUUUUGUAAUAAUAUACAACCAAAUAUCAGUGUUUGAAGCUCAUAUAGGGCAGCCUGUAGCGUAGUGGUUAAGGUACAUGACUGGGACCCGCAAGGUCAGUGGUUUGAUCCCCGCUGUAGCCACAAUAAGAUCCGCACAACCCUGCAUUGCUCCAGGGGAGGAUUGUCUCCUGCUUAGUCUAAUCCACUGUACAUCGCUCUGGAUAAGAGCGUCUGCAAAAUUACAUGAAUGUAAUGCAAUGUAAUGUUGUAAUGGAAGGUCUGCGCUAAAUUGCCCUAUAAUGGGUUGACAUAGGGGGCGACAUGGCUGAGGCAGUAAGAGCAGUCGUCUGGCAGUUGGAGGGUUGCUGGUUCGAUCCCCCGCCUGGGUUGUGUCGAAGUGUCUCUGAGCAAGACACCUAACCCCUAAAUGCUCCUGACGAGCUGGUUGGCGCCUUGCAUGGCAGCCAAUCGCCGUUGGUGUGUGAGUGUGUGUAUGAAUGGGUGAAUGAGAAGCAUCAAUUGUACAGCUCUUUGGAUAAAGGCGCUAUAUAAAUGCCAACCAUUUACGUUUCUGCCUCUUUUACAUUUGAAGAUGUAUUCUAUAAGUACAGUACAGAUAAUUGUUUAGCAGAUGGUCCAUUGCCUUAUUAGCUGGGGUAUAUGAAAGGAAAAUCAGAGACAAAAUGAUCUUUAGAUGAACAGCAUGCAUACAGUAUAGGAAAAAAACUGAAAUGGGAACAUAUUGUUUAUCAGUUUUUCUCAAACCACCAGUUUCUAUUGGAAAGCAGGUUUCAGUUUUGAAUGAAUAUACCAAUUCAAUAUUGGUACUGUAUAUUCAUAUUAAUUUUGUUAUCUUUCACAUAGCACAAAUUGGAGCCUUCUUUGUCAAGAUGUGAUAUUUGUACACAAAGAUUCAUUUUCAGUUCAACUUUAAUGGUUUUGUAUGUUUGGAAAAUUGAUUACUUAGAAUGUAUGAAAACGUUUGUGUGUUUAGCUAAGAAGGCAAGUGUUUUUUUAUGGAUUCUUGUACACACAAUGUAAAUUUAUCUUCCUUACCAGCUAUGGAGAAGCUUAAUAUACACCGCAAGUGUUAAGCUACAGAUAAAAUCCAUUAUUCUUUUAUUGUGAAAAGAGAAUAAGGUAUUGUUAAAGCAAUGUCUUGAGUAGGGGUAACUUUUGGGUUGCUCAGAAUUUUCCUGUACAAAAAGGAAACAAUUUACUCAAUAUUUUGUUCUAUAUGUAUAAACAACAAAUAUUUUGUUCUUGUUUCUGCUUUACAAUACUCCUAAAUGGAAGCCAUAUAUUUUUGUCAUGGCUUGUGUAAUGAGUUCUUCAUGGACACUAAUGCAAAUGGAAAAGCUUCAGCAUUGUUUUCAGAUGCUACAUAUGCAUAUUUUGUGUUAUUUUAAAAUCUAUUAAUAAAGUUAAUGAAAGUGUUUCUUAUUGGUUUGCAUAA